CCUGCCUGAGUUCGCCAGUGGUCCAGGAGCCGCUUUUUUCCACUCGGGAAGACUUCAGAGAAGUCUCACAAAGGACUCGGCUGGCUGCUUUUCUCAGUGCCGAAGCCGCGCCAUGCUCGUUCUCAGAAGCGGCCUGACCAAGGCGCUUGCCUCACGGACGCUCGCGCCUCAGGUGUGUUCAUCUUUUGCUACGGGCCCUAGACAAUACGAUGGAACGUUCUAUGAAUUUCGUACUUAUUACCUUAAACCUUCAAAUAUGAAUGCGUUCAUGGAAAAUCUUAAGAAAAACAUUCAUCUUCGGACCUCUUACUCUGAAUUGGUUGGAUUCUGGAGUGUAGAAUUUGGAGGCAGAACGAAUAAAGUGUUUCAUAUUUGGAAGUAUGAUAAUUUUGCUCAUCGAGCUGAAGUUCGGAAAGCCUUAGCCAACUGUAAGGAAUGGCAAGAACAAUCUAUCAUUCCAAAUUUGGCUCGCAUUGAUAAACAAGAGACGGAAAUUACUUACCUGAUACCAUGGUCCAAAUUAGAAAAGCCUCCAAAAGAAGGAGUCUAUGAACUAGCUGUUUUUCAGAUGAAACCUGGUGGGCCAGCUCUGUGGGGUGAUGCAUUUGAAAGAGCAAUUAAUGCCCAUGUCAAUUUAGGCUACACAAAAGUAGUUGGUGUUUUCCACACAGAAUAUGGAGAACUCAACAGAGUUCAUGUUCUUUGGUGGAAUGAGAGUGCAGAUAGUCGUGCAGCUGGGAGACAUAAGUCCCAUGAGGAUCCCAGAGUUGUGGCGGCUGUUCGGGAAAGUGUCAACUACCUAGUUUCUCAGCAGAAUAUGCUUCUGAUUCCUGCAUCAUUUUCACCAUUGAAAUAGUUUUCUACUGAAAUACAAAACAUUUCAUUAACUGCUCUAAGAUGUGUCUGCUAAUGGUGCUUAAAUUCUCCCAAGAGGUUCUCGCUUUUAUUUGAAGGAGGUGGUAAGUUAAUUAGUUAAUUUGCUGUGCUUCUUGCAUUUUUGAAAGUUACAUAUUCUCCACUGCUUUAAGAAAUAAUUCAGUUCACUUUCACCUUGGCAUUUCAGUAUCUGUUACACAUUAGAAGUAGUUGUCACUAUUUCAUCAUCUUGGUUUUUCAUUUGUUUUAGAAUACCUCUUCUGUAUUUUGAUAACUCAUUGCUUUAUAGCAUUUUCUUUUACUCAAAUAAGGAUUUUACAUUUCCUUGCCUGACAGUAUUUUUGAAUUAUUUAUAUAAAAUAUCUAUCUUUUCAUCAUGUCUAUAGUUCCUGAGAUUUUAAAAAAAUUUGCUUAGUAAAGGUUAUUUUGUGAUAUAAAAUGGGAUUUAUAAAAAUAUUAGAUUGUUUAUUUCUUUACUGUGGAAAAGUACAAUGUCAUCUGUAUUAAUUAUUGCUUUUACAUUCAUUGAUUAUUAGUCAUUCUAACUUGGAAAAUAAUGCAAUUGGGUCACAGUGUUAAAAAUCUAGAAAAGACUUGUUGGUUUAUAUGCUGAAAUUGUUCAUUUAUAAUUAAUUUUACUAAUUUCUACUUAGUUUGGAUCACUAACAGAGAUCUUGGGACAUUUAUUUGUUUUAAAGAAAUAUUUAUGGUUAUGGAAACGCUUGCCCUAAUAAAAAUCCUGCAUAUUCAUUGUUUUUUUAAAUUCACAUUUUAUACUUAUAUGAUCUCUAAAGCUCUUGCUAUGUUGCUAUAAGACAGUAAUAUAGUGAUAAUUUACCAACUUUAUUGAAAAUGUUGUUACAUCAAUAAAAUAGCAUGCUGGGAACCUGAGAAGGAAGGUUUCUUUAGUACUGCCACAGAUGUCCUGGAGUUUUCCUUGAAACAUCUUUCAUUUCCAUUUUACUUGAUGCCUCUACCUACUAAAACUAGAUUUGGUACUUCCGAUAGUGUAUAUUUACAGCUAUAUUAUAUUUACAUUUUUACAGACUAUCUUCUGAUAAUCUGUAUUUACAGCUAUGUUAUUUUAUAUUUUUAAAAUCUUACAGCUAUAAAAUAGUAAAUUGUGAAUUAGCUGUCCAAGGGCAAUUUGGAAAACAAACUGUACAGUUUCCUCUCAUUUAUCAGGCUCUAAGCGAUCUGCAGUUUAUCUGGGCUAUUAUGCAAUGUGAGAUAUUAUUUAUGAGAGGCAGGCAGUGGCAGCUUAAACAGACAUACCUCCUCAGCAUUCUUUUCCAUGCAGAGUUCAAAGAGGCCUAAGACAUCUCACAUUUAUGUGAAAUAGUUGAGGCACAAGUAUGUGGUUAACUACACAUAAAUUACCAAUAAAAUUAAAAGUUAACUAAAAUACUACAGAAGACAUUUAAUAUUUUGCUUCAGACUGUUAUAGUACCUUAGGGUUAUGAACAUCAAUUACCUUUGAGCCUUACUAUAUUUAAAGGGAAGGGGAAGCUGACAUUUUUAUCUUUUUUAAUGGGUACACUCUACGUUACCUUAAAGGCUUCCCCGGUUUAAGCAAAAAUAGAAUUAUGUGGUUUAAAUCAUAUACCUUAUUCUUCAUACUUAGCUCCAAGUAGAUUAUGACUUUUCCUAAAACUUAACAUGACAGAGAUUUGCCUUCCAGGGGGUCUAAUUUGAAGAGGAAAGUAAUUUAAAUGUAUAGGUUUAUAUAAUAGCAUUGUAUUUUUCUCUAUUUUAUUCAUUCUUUCAUUCUCUUCGAUGACUCCCAGCACCUGCGCGUCCAUCUUCAUUCUUAGCCAAUGACCUUUCCUUUUACUUAACAGAGAAAAUAACAAUCAGAAGAGUCUUCAUAAGUUCCCACCCCGUCUGCCCGCUUUCUACAGCCAACCCCACAUGCCCUGCCUUCUCUCCUUUCACUGUGGAUGAACCGCCCGUGCCCCAAGCAAAGACAAACCCUCCACUUGAACACUCACUUGCUGAAGGAUGUGGCUUAGGCAGUUUUCCUGUCUCCUGAAGCCACAGUAUUCCCCUUCAACUGGAUUCUUCUCCUCAGCAUAUAAAUAUACUUUUUUUUCCUAUCUUUAAAAAAAAAAAAGAGUAAAAUCACCCCAUUUUUUUCCUUUACAAUAUGACUCAAAAGAGUAGUUCAUACUUCCUGCCUCCAUUUUCUUCCCUCACAUUAUCUCUUAAACAUUCUCUGAUCACGCCAGCCAAAUUGCUCUUGUCAACUCAUUUCCCAGUUCUCAUUUCACUUGACUUGUUAGCAGUUGACCUCUCCUUUCUUCUGGGAAGUUUCUUCGUUUCUCCGAAACACUCACUGCACAAGCCUUCAUAUCUCCUAGUCUCCAUCUUGUCUCUUUGACCUCUGAUGUAAGGACUGAGUCCUUGGACCACUUCUCUUUUCUAUUUAUACUUACUCCCUGCGUCAUCACCCCCAGUCUUGUGGCUUCAAAUGCUAUCUGUGUGUGGAUAGCUCCUCCAGUCCACACCUCUUUUCUGAAUCUUUUUUCAAAUUCACACAUGUGAAUUUGAAUUCCAGGCUCAUCACAUCCAGGUGUGUUCCCCACACCUCCACCUGAAUGUCUAUUAGAAAUCUCACACCCCUCUUGUCCAAAACUGAGCUCUUGAUCUUUAACCAGAAACUUUAUCUCAGCUAUUGGCAACUCCAGGUUUCUGUUUUGCUCAGGCCACAGACUUCAGAGUCAUUCUCACACUGCCUUUUCUCUCAUACACCAUUAUGUACCUGUCAGCAGGUCCCAAAUAUCUAGAAUUUGAUUGCUUCACAUCCCUAUAGCAACUCUCCUGGUUCAAGCCCAUCAUCAUCUGGAUUUUUGGGAAGUGGUCUUAACUGGUGUGCUGCCCUUCCCCUCUGCUCUCAACCCUAUUUUCAACAUAGCAGUCAGAAUAAUCUAAAAUAUAAACCAGAUCAUAUCACUCCUCUGCUCAACACCCCCUCCCAAUACCUUCAUGUCAUCCUCAGAGUUAUUGUCCAAGCCUCUAACUGUGGUCUACAAGUCUUUACAUGAUCUGUCCUGUUACAUUUUCCACUCUCGCUCCAGACCUGACCUAAGAGGCUUUUCUCUGAACUUGCUAAACAUGCUCUUACCUGAGGGUCCAUUCCCACUGCCUCUGCCUGGAAUGCUCUUCCCCAGACAUGCAUCUGCGUGGAUCAUUUCCAUGCCUCCUCAGGUCUUUGCCCUCAUGAAGCCUUCCCUGACAACCCUAUUUAAGAUUGUAAUCCCCUCCCACAGUGGCCCCUAUCUGCUAGAGACUGAAUGUUUUUGUCCCCCCAAAAUUCCUAUGUUGAAGCCUUAAUCUCAACAUAGGAGGUUUGGCCUUUGUGAGUUAGUUUUAGAUGAGGUCAUGUGGGUAAUAGAAUUAGUGCAUUUAUAAGGGCGUGAAGAGCCCUCACUGUGAGGAAACCAGAAUGUAAGCCUUCACCAGAACUUCUUCAUGCUGGCACCCUGGUCUUAGACUUCCCAGCCACUAGAUCUGUGAGAAAGAAAUGUUUGUUGUUUAAGCCACCCUGUCUAUGGUACUCUUGUUACAGCAACCUGAACUAAGACACUAUCCCUCUCCCCUGCUUUCUUUUUCUGUUAUCACCAUAAUUAAUGUUUUACUUAUAUAUGAUUUGUUAAUGUAUGUCUCUUCCCACUAGAAACCGAAUUCUAUGACAGCAAGGGUUUUUGUUUUCAUUAUUGUCAUAUUACCUGUGCCUGGCAUGUGAUAAGCCCUAAGUACUUGUUGACUGAAUUAACAUAUGAGAUCUGUGAGUCUGAAAAAAGAAGUACAUCAUUCCUUCACAUGUCAUUUUGAGCCACUGUUAACAGAUUACAUAACUGUUAUUGGAAGUGCCUCACUACUCCAUUUGGAAAGUAUUCCUGGAAUACACGAUGAAUGACUCAGUAGAAGUUCUGGCUAUGGGGGAGUGCCAUCAAUAAAUAAAAAUAAUACCAUUGUCUGUUGGUUAUAAGUUGCUGUCACAGACUAUGAAGGUAUUUGAAUUGUAUUUUCAGGAAGAGAAACAGAUAUGCAACCAAUCUGAUUUGGUUCCACACCCUGCCACAGAAGUCCCAAAGGAGAAGCAAAUGCCACUUGUAGACUCAAACUCUGGACUUCAUUCUCAGCACCAUCUCUUAACCUACUGAGUAAAUCCUAUGAACCUGACUAGGGUGGCAACUGAAGUUGUAGUACUUUCUGUCUUCAAAGGAGGGUGAACCUGGAGUAUGUUGGAAGAAGUGUUAGGUUCAUUAGAGACACCUCUUUCAUAACUGCUGUCACCUAGAAUGUCUAUUCUCUAAGCACCUUCUUGAAAGAAGCACAUUCCCCCAGGAGGAGGAAAUGGUUUGUUUUCUUUAGUGACAGUUGGCCCAGGAUCCUAAGGUAAAGGAGUAUGGGCACUAGACAAAAUGAGUUUUAUAAUAGUCGAUUGGAAGGAAUGGAAGUUUUUGAAUCACAGGCUUCUGCCUUGAAAGGGCAAGUCCGUGGUGGUCAUGAACCACCCAGAGUGUGUACAAGGCUCCUGCCAGAAGAAAUGCCUGUAGGAUUAAAAGCAAAACAGCAGAAUCAAAAAGGAAGGGCACGAUGAUGCCCAGGUGCAGCCUAUAUUAUUAACAGACAAGGAAAGAAUCCAAAUAAAAGUUCUGUAAACCA
Messenger RNA from Homo sapiens (human), 5547 nucleotides. It is a transcript of the gene NIPSNAP3B, whose product is annotated as nipsnap homolog 3B. Gene Ontology annotation, biological process: mitophagy. Lineage: Eukaryota; Metazoa; Chordata; Mammalia; Primates; Hominidae. The coding region runs from base 113 to 856 and encodes 247 amino acids. The record is from RefSeq and is marked validated. The transcript is spliced from 6 exons.